Molecule: messenger RNA, 1377 nt
Organism: Exophiala bonariae
Lineage: Eukaryota; Fungi; Ascomycota; Eurotiomycetes; Chaetothyriales; Herpotrichiellaceae
Exons: 1
Coding region: 1-1377 (458 amino acids)
Source: RefSeq, a predicted model, not a curated record
AUGGGUUCAAGCUCAGGCGCGACUGUCAUUACGGAGAUUACGGCCAUAUACCUAACUUCCCUGCUGUCCGCCGCCGUCAGCCUGGAUACUCCAUGGGACCUGUGGAAUAAUCCAAAAGUUCCAUCCCUAGCAUCAUUAGAUGGCGAUCUUACCGAGACAUCCUCCUGGUUGAAUAUCCGCCAAGAAUCCCAACCUAGCUAUAUUAGCUUGAUCGGCAUGCCCUUGUCGAACUUGGCCAGCAACGCCCAAUCGCAAUUAACGUUCGAUUCCCUUGUAACUAAUAUGGAUUGUAGCUCAAAUGAGCGGACUACUUAUUCGAAGUUCAACUCUUCUCUGACUGAGCCACUCUACAGAAGUGUCGAUUAUUGGCCGAGCGAUUUCCAGAGCCUCGCGACUCACCCUGGUACCCAAACCUCUUUUCUGUUCAUAACCAACUCGUCCUGGCACGACUUCCAAGAAGAUCCCUCCCGCGCCAUACGGCGUUACUUCGGAUCUAAGACCACGGGUGAGAAUGGUGGGGACAUGUCGGACGAUGACAGUUGGUGGAUUAGCCUUCUGACCUGCGACCUCAGCGGCGUGUCGCUCGAGACCGAGGUUGCAUGUAACGGGACAAGCUGUGCCGCUACUCGAGUACGUAAAUCGUUGUCAUCGCAGUUGCAUACAACAGCAUGGGAUGCUCUGAGGUAUGCAUUGACAGAAGGAGCGUGGUGUGGGAUGGGUCUUUCACGUCAUCCUGCUGAACCCUCGCUGCCCGACCGCUUUCUGCACGAUCCUCUGUCAAUGUGGAUGUCGUCGAGCGCCAAUCGCAACUUGGGGCAGCUUUGGAAGCCACCCCUUGCGGAAGUUGAAUCGAGGAUGACGCUUGCCUUCAACAGUUUCUACUAUGCCUUGACAACAUCCGCGUUUACCAUGGGCACUGGAAUGUCAUCUGACAAUCUGACGCAGGCCGGUGUCUCGGUGCCGGUCACCACGACCACAGCCUCCAUCACAUCAGACGGACCAGAGAUCUAUGUAUGCAACCGAGUCUGGCUCGUUGUGAUAUUAGUGGUAUCGGCCAUCCUAGAAGUGAUGGCCGACAUCAGCCUGAUCUUGCGAUGCAGGACUCGUGUCCCUGAUAUAUUUGGGUACGUGAGCUCUUUGACAAGGGACAACCCAUAUUGUUCAAGACAGGGAUUCCAAGAAAGCUCUGCACAGGAUGGCUUGCUCCGUGCGAAAAGGCUGGGCCAUGUUGAAUUUGGACUGGUGGAUGUGAAGCCGGGCAGCAAUGUUGGCCACAUAGCAUUUAUACCAAUGCUGCCCAGUUCCGCUCAGGAGGGUGACCCGGGUGACCAUCAUUUAACAGUGGAUCGAGUCCAUCGUGCCAGGUCAUAUGAAUAG